CAAAAUCGAAAUCGAAGAACGACCAUUCAAAAUCAGUUACGUGGAUAUCGUCUGCUAUACAAGGAACAAUAACAUUGGUUGGAUAGUUGUUCUUUUAUAGAUUUAAUAAAAAUUUUUCAUUGUCGUCAUCAUUAACACAUCAUCAAAGACAAGUAAUAUGUAAAUAAACAAUUACCUUGACAAUGUGGGGGUUAAAAGGGACUUUGUAUAAUAAAUUUUUAGUAUUAUUAGUUAAUUUUUAUAUUGUUUAUUGCCACGAUUUAAAAGCUUUCGAUGACACUGUGCUUUUCAAAAUAAAUUGGCCGGGCAAAAGUAGUGCAGAAUUAUUGGAACCAGAAAACGUGGAACCUUAUUUUAUCACAACAGCUAACAAUGAAAAAUAUCAGUGUCAUAUUCCCGACACAAAUAAACAAGAAAGUGAUCAGGGUGAAACGUACACUGGACCAAAUGCAAUCGAAAUCCUGGCUCCACUUUUCAAUCAGAAAAGCUGCUCCUACCGACUAGAGUCAUAUUGGACAUAUGAAUUGUGUCAUGGUCGACACGUUCGACAAUAUCAUGAGGAGCGCGAAGGAAAAAAAGUGAAUCUUCAAGAAUUUAGUUUGGGCACAUUUGAUAAAACACAAAAAAUAAAAAUGUCCAUUGAAUAUGAUGAAUUGGCAAAAAAUUCCAAUCGUAAAAUACAUAUUCCAAUGAAAAAAGUCGAUGGAAUUAAUAUGCCUUAUGUGGAAAUAAAUAUGAAUGAUGGUACAAUGUGCGAUUUAAAUAAUAAACCACGUUCAACAAGAGUACUUUAUGUUUGUUAUCAACAUGGAAAACAUGAAAUUUUCUCACUCAAAGAAAUAUCAAGUUGUGAAUAUGAAGCUGUUGUAUUAUCGCCAUUACUUUGUUCACAUCCUGAUUAUAAGCCACAAAAUACUGGCGAAAAUGACAUUAAUUGUCGACCAGUGGAUGAUGCACCAAAAAGGCCACGAUCAUUGUCACAACUCGAGGCCGAGAGUCUUAAAUUGAGACAUCAAAAAAUACCGGAUGAUGAAAAGAAGCAGAAAGUCUAUGCGAUAUUCCAUGUAGAUAAGGAAGGACAGGAUGGAGAAACACGCGUGAGAGUUGAGAUACGUCCAAUGGACAUUCUUGAUAAACACUACAAUAUUGAUGAAACUGUGAGUAAUUUAGUGGAUCAGGAAUUAAAUUUAGCUAAAGCUAAUCCUGUUCAAAGUUUUUUGAGUGGCAAGAACUGCUUGAAUGGAGGAAAUGGAUGGUGGAAAUAUGAAUUCUGUUAUGGUCGAUCGGUUAUGCAAUAUCAUUUGGAAAGAGAUGGAACGAAGACAACUGUUGAUUUAGGGAAAUUCGAUAAAGAAAAACAUUUAAAGUGGAUCGAGGCACAUCCUCAUAAAAAGCCAAAACCUCUUGUACAGAGAAAACAACUUUCACACUUUUACAGCGAUGGAAGUAUUUGUGAUAAGACUGGCAAACUGAGACAAACAGAGGUGAAAUUGAAAUGCGUAACAAAUCCUCUCGGCAGUCAAUCGAGUGUUUCACUAUUUCUUUUGGAACCAAAAACAUGUGAAUAUAUUUUAGGUGUUGAAUCCCCUCUAAUUUGCAAUAUUCUUCAAUAUGCAGACAGUGAAACUGGUUUAAUAAGUGAAAAUGCAUUUUUAACAUUAAGUGAAAGUAAAUCAACUUCCAAAUCCGAUGAGGAAGAUAUUUUAGAGAAAUUACCGAAUCGUGAUGAAUUAUAAAAAAAAUAUAUAUAUAUAUAUAUAUUUAAAGAGUUUUGCACAAUUUUUGUUUGUUUGUUAAUUAUUCAUUAAGUUCAAUUUAGAAAAAAAAAUACAUUACCAAGUUUGUAUUUAAAUUUCAAAUGUUUACACAUUUUUUAUAGAAGAAAAAAAAGUUUCUAAUCGAUUGAAAAACAGUGAAUUAAAAAAAAAAAAAAAAAAAAAA
Messenger RNA from Leptopilina boulardi, 1941 nucleotides. RefSeq names its product endoplasmic reticulum lectin 1. Gene Ontology annotation, cellular component: endoplasmic reticulum lumen. The transcript is spliced from 7 exons. Gene Ontology annotation, biological process: retrograde protein transport, ER to cytosol; endoplasmic reticulum unfolded protein response. Lineage: Eukaryota; Metazoa; Arthropoda; Insecta; Hymenoptera; Figitidae. The coding region runs from base 183 to 1736 and encodes 517 amino acids. The record is from RefSeq and is a predicted model, not a curated record.